Molecule: messenger RNA, 1838 nt
Organism: Aspergillus ibericus CBS 121593
Lineage: Eukaryota; Fungi; Ascomycota; Eurotiomycetes; Eurotiales; Aspergillaceae
Exons: 4
Coding region: 111-1823 (570 amino acids)
Source: RefSeq, a predicted model, not a curated record
GGCCCAGAUGAGACUGGCCAGGCGGUUUAAUUAUCCAUCGCUGCCCAUAGUAUAUUUCAAGUCACCUCCUUGCGAGCUACGUGACGUGGAAAAGGCACAGAGCAUCAGCCAUGAUGGGCAUUUUGAGUAAGGCAACGUUCAACCUGCUCUACCGAGAUCAGAGGAAGAAAAUCGCUCGGUUUCAUCGCAAUACCACACCUGACUCUGUUCUUUCAGACCUGCACACCUGCCUCGUUCGGGAAGCAAUCACCCCCAUCACACCGCAAGCCGUCUUCUACGCGUCUAGCAUCCAGGACUCGCCCCAGGAGCAGCCUUAUUGGACGAAAAAGAGUUUCAAAAAUCAUCUUGCCAGAACCCAUCCGGACACGGACAUCCCAGAUGUAGCUAUUAAUGUCCUGUGGUCUUGCUUCUACUUCUACGCGUAUUACCCGUUUCCGCUCCCCGGGGCGGCCGACAAAAAGCUGGAGCUGCCAGCCUUUGAGCGUGGAUUGAUCCUGCUGUCUCUCCAAGGCACGAGACUCCUCGGAGUCCUAGAUUGUGAGUUAGGUCGCUCCUGGGGGCGGUACAAGGAGCUAUGUAACUGCAGAUUCAGGGUUAAUCGGAUUUUCCGAAGCAUCAGCCCGGUCAAUCGUCAGUCAAGUUCAGAUCCACAAGUCGCUGGUUUUGAGUCCUGCAUCACCGACGAUGUGAUAGAUGCUAUAUUUCCAAUAUUCCCUUUCCACCCACUGCUGUGCCCAUCCCUUGAACAGCUAAAGCCGCUGAGCGAACGUUUAGUCCAAGGGAGAACAGACCAAUAUCAGACGAAGGUCAACGACUUGGCUGCUUUACUCUGCCUGGUAAUGAGGCUAGAAGUCCAUAAAGUGACCUGGGGCCGAGACUUUCAUUAUGCCUCCUUCGAGGAAUCUAGUCCGGAGAAGGAAGAGUUGGCUGAUAUUCUAGCCCGGUCAUUCUGCCGUGGUUUGGACGAGUACCUGCCCCCCGACUUAGUAGUCCGGGGUUUGGAUAUCUUGCCAAAUCUCGAGCAAUCGUUUCAUCAGCUGUGGGCAACCAUCUUUCAACCUUGCACGUCCACAGGGAUCCCAAACCUGGAAACUGUAACCUCCCCCGACACCACAAUGGACGGAAUUCUUCGCUCAGUAUCGUUAUUUAUUCCUCCUUUUGAGGCCCAUAAAAGAGAUGAAACAGCACGCAAGGUCAAGAUGAUCACUUUUCAAAAGUACUAUGACACAACAUUUCAGGGCUCGACAGACAGCCUUGAUUUAGGUCAUAUACUCUCGCCAAUUUCUCACGACAACCCGAACCGUCAGUCGCACCUUGUUCUUUUCCUGGGACAUCAAGCCCAGGACUCGACAAGGGUAGUUGUGGGGGCAUUCUUCCCCAGCUGUCCGCCGACCCCUGCUGCGAAAGAGGAAAAGGAGCCGGAAAAACCAGGCAACUCGAGAAUCGCACUUCCACGGCUUCUAUUCCAGCUUCAGCCAAGCUUCAGUCUGUUUCGAUGGAACGGAGAGGACGACAUGUCUUCCUCUCAAGCAUACAACAGUGCCACAUGGCAUACCGAUCACCCCGAUUGCAUAGGGGAUUCCAAACGAUCGAGGGUGGGAGUGAAGAUUGACCCCGUCACAAGACAGGCUACCUUUCUGCGAGGCACAGCGACUGCCGCCAAUCGAAUGUCAGGCGGGUAUGAAGAGGUAACCAGGAAGUAUCCCGGGACUGAGAGCAUUGAUGGGGAUCAGCAAGAGCCAAAAACAGACUUCACAGUGACCCGUAUUGCCACAUUUAAUGUGGAAGGUGGACCAGAUUACAAUAUCGAAAAGCCUUGGUGAUUCGGGCAAGAUUAU